AUGGCUCCCCGUCCACGACAGAGUGGCAAUGACACCGACGCGUCAAUGCCAGAUGCCCCAGGGCAGAACCCACCUUCGCAAGCGGCCGACGAUAUGGACGUUGACGAAACCCCUGAUUAUACCGACUCGGACACAAACCCUAACACCACUGCCAGCAGCGUAGCUGGUGAACCUGUCGCCGAUGGCCGAAAGAGGCGCUCAGAAGCCAAUCAGUUACGUAGGAGUAUCUUUGGCAAGAAGCACGACCGGCUGGGCGAGUCAAAGGAAGAUGACACAUUGCGCCGAUUCCGAUACCUUUUGGGUUUGACUGACCUGUUUCGCCACUUCAUCGAGACGAACCCGAAUCCCAAAAUCCGAGAGAUUAUGGCCGAGAUCGAUCACCAGAAUGAGGAAGAGUCCAACCAAAGGAAAGGUGGUGGUCGCCAGGGCGGCGCUACUAGCGAGAGACGUCGCCGGACCGAGGCGGAAGAAGAUGCUGAGCUCCUCAAGGACGAGAAGCACGGCGGUUCUGCCGAGACCGUUUUUCGCGAAUCCCCCGGCUUCAUUCAGGGCACUAUGAGGGACUACCAGAUUGCCGGCUUGAACUGGCUGAUUUCACUCCAUGAAAAUGGUAUCUCCGGUAUCCUCGCCGACGAGAUGGGCUUGGGCAAGACGCUACAGACGAUCUCUUUCCUCGGUUACCUGCGUCACAUCAUGGGCACCACGGGCCCCCAUCUCGUCACGGUCCCCAAAUCCACCCUCGACAACUGGAAGCGAGAGUUUGCCAGGUGGACUCCGGAGGUCAACGUGCUCGUUUUGCAGGGCGCCAAAGAGGAGCGUCAGCAGCUGAUCAACGAACGGUUGGUUGAUGAGAACUUUGAUGUCUGUAUCACCAGUUACGAGAUGAUCCUUCGCGAGAAGGCCCAUCUGAGGAAGUUUGCGUGGGAGUACAUCAUCAUCGACGAAGCCCACCGGAUCAAGAACGAGGAGUCAUCGUUGGCUCAAGUCAUCCGCAUGUUCAACUCGAGAAACCGCCUCUUGAUCACCGGUACCCCGCUCCAGAACAACCUGCACGAACUCUGGGCACUUCUUAACUUCCUCCUCCCCGAUGUGUUCGGAGACGCAGAAGCCUUUGACCAGUGGUUCUCGGGCCAGGAUCGGGACCAGGACACCGUUGUUCAGCAACUGCACCGUGUGCUGCGGCCGUUCCUCCUUCGCCGCGUCAAAAGUGACGUAGAAAAGAGUCUGCUGCCCAAGAAGGAGGUCAACGUCUACAUUGGCAUGUCAGAGAUGCAGGUCAAGUGGUAUCAAAAGAUUCUCGAGAAGGAUAUCGAUGCGGUCAACGGAGCGGGCGGAAAGCGCGAGUCCAAGACGAGACUCCUCAACAUCGUCAUGCAGCUUCGCAAGUGUUGCAACCAUCCGUACCUCUUCGAAGGCGCCGAGCCCGGCCCUCCUUACACGACCGACGAGCAUCUCGUCUACAACGCCGGCAAGAUGAUUGUUCUUGACAAGCUGUUGAAGCGGAUGCAAAAACAGGGAAGCCGCGUGCUCAUCUUUUCCCAGAUGAGCCGUCUGCUAGACAUCCUUGAGGAUUAUUGUGUGUUCCGCCAAUACAAAUACUGCCGCAUUGACGGUAGCACGGCACAUGAGGAUCGUAUCGCCGCCAUCGAUGAUUAUAACAAGCCGGACUCCGAGAAGUUUGUUUUCUUGUUGACGACGCGAGCCGGUGGUCUUGGCAUCAACUUGACCACAGCCGACAUCGUUGUCCUCUAUGACAGCGAUUGGAAUCCCCAGGCCGAUUUACAAGCCAUGGACCGAGCUCACCGUAUCGGCCAGACCAAACAGGUGGUUGUUUACCGCUUUGUCACGGAUAAUGCCAUCGAGGAGAAGGUCUUGGAGCGCGCGGCGCAGAAGUUGCGCCUCGAUCAGCUGGUCAUUCAGCAAGGUCGUGCUCAAGCGGCAGCCAAGGCGGCAGCCAACAAGGACGAACUGCUCUCCAUGAUUCAGCACGGUGCAGAGCGUGUAUUUCAGACAAAGGGGGCGUUUGGGUCACUGGCAGAGAAGGGCAACGAGCUGAACGAUGACGACAUCGACGAGAUCUUGCAAGCUGGCGAGUCCCGGACUAAGGAGCUCAAUGCCAGGUAUGAGAAACUGGGCAUCGACGACCUCCAAAAGUUUACAUCGGAGUCGGCCUACGAAUGGAAUGGCGAAGACUUUGCCGCGCGCAAGAAGGAUAUCGGGAUUAACUGGAUCAAUCCAGCCAAGCGUGAGCGCAAGGAACAGAUUUACUCAAUCGACAAGUACUACAAGCAAGCCUUGCACACUGGCGGUAGGACCGCCGAUGCGAAACCGAAAGCGCCCCGGGCGCCCAAGCAAGUUCCGGUCCACGACUACCAGUUCUAUCCCCCCAAGCUCCGCGACCUCCAAGACCGGGAGACAGCAUACUAUCGCAAGGAGAUUGGGUACAAGGUUCCUCUCUCGGACGGCGACGAUGAGAACCUGUCAGAGCGCGAGGCCGAGAGGGCACUUGACCAGCAGGAGAUUGACAAUGCCACGCCCCUCACCGAGGAGGAGCAAGAGGAGAAGCAGACGCUUGCCCAACAAGGGUUCGGUGAUUGGAACCGACGUGACUUCCAGCAAUUCAUCAACGGCUCUGGGAGAUAUGGGCGUCAAGAUUACGAAGGCAUUGCUAUGGAAGUCGACAGCAAGACAUCCCAGGAGAUCAAGACGUACGCCAAGGUCUUCUGGCAGCGAUACACCGAAAUUGCCGACUACAACAAGUACCUCAAGAUCAUCGAGGACGGCGAGGAACGAAUGCGCAAGAUUGAACACCAGCGCAAGAUGCUGCGGAAGAAAAUGAGCCAGUACCGUGUGCCGCUGCAGCAACUCAAGAUCAGCUAUUCUGUUUCGACCACCAACAAGAAGGUGUACACAGAGGAGGAGGACCGAUUCUUGCUCGUGCUUUUGGACAAGUACGGCGUAGAUUCGGAGGGAAUCUACGAGCGAAUUCGAGAUGAGAUUCGGGAGAGCCCGCUCUUCCGAUUCGAUUGGUUCUUCCUGAGCCGGACGCCGACUGAGCUCGGUCGUCGUUGCAACACGCUCCUCACAACGGUUGUCAAGGAGUUUGAGGAUGUCAACACGACCAAGGCGAAUGGCGUGAACGGCAAGUUCAAGCGGGAACUGGAUGACGACGAGAAUGACGAGGACAGCAUCCUUGGUUUGGCCCCGGCUAAGAAGAAGACGAAGGCGAAUGGCGUCAAGAACAAGGCUCUUGACAAUGUGAAGUCGGCAGCGGGUAGCAAGGCCAACUCGACAUCGCCCUCGCGGGCAUCAAGUGUUGGGUCCACGGCUUCGAAUGCCGCUGGCACUAAGGCCAAGUCCAAGGGCAAGAAGAAAUAA
Chaetomium globosum CBS 148.51 is the source of this 3378-nucleotide messenger RNA. RefSeq lists its product as uncharacterized. Gene Ontology annotation, molecular function: ATP-dependent chromatin remodeler activity; DNA binding; ATP hydrolysis activity. Gene Ontology annotation, cellular component: nucleus; chromatin. Lineage: Eukaryota; Fungi; Ascomycota; Sordariomycetes; Sordariales; Chaetomiaceae. The record is from RefSeq and is a predicted model, not a curated record. Gene Ontology annotation, biological process: nucleosome organization; regulation of transcription by RNA polymerase II. The transcript has 4 exons. The coding region runs from base 1 to 3378 and encodes 1125 amino acids.